Molecule: messenger RNA, 888 nt
Organism: Amoebophrya sp. A120
Lineage: Eukaryota; Dinophyceae; Syndiniales; Amoebophryaceae
Source: the annotation of a GenBank genome assembly
AUGUUAGCGCGAAAAAAAGACGAAUUUUGCACUACAAAUGUGCGACCCACGACUAUCAUAGUGGAGGUAAAGGUCCGUCAUUCCGUCCCAUCGAAGAGUCUGCUCAUGAGCAAUGUGAUUGUCUGUGCAGCAAGGCCUCCGGUGAAUGGAGAAGUGUCUCGUUUGCGAACCGUCAGCAGCAUCCCUGCUCUCUUCGCACUCGAGCGACACACGCACGCAGGUAGAUUGUUGAAGCAAGUGUCUUCAACACUCGCACUCGAGCGACAAAAUCGCCUCCAGUCCGACCGACAAACAGACGGUGUCGCAAUGCGCGGACUUGUGCGCGCAGUCGCAGGAGCAGUGUGUCGCCUUUUCGUAUUCGUCGAACACACAGGAGUGCAGCUUGCACAGCGAAGAAAACCUGGACGGCGCCCCGGGUGCGGAAGUAGAUCCGACGAAGAUCUUGUGCAAAAUGUUGACUAUCGAAUCGGGAGGGGGGGGCGACGGCUAUGUGGACGACGGGUCGGGGGACGAUGGCUCCGGGAACGACGGCGAGACGAUGGGUCGGGCACCUCCGGUACGGCCCAUCAGCGUCACCCCUACUACGACUCAAAAAAAAUGCUUUCGCGAUACUUUUGUCCAGGUAAUACAGAGAGACUCUAGAAGGGGGCAAAAAUUACGUACUCACUAGUGAUACAUAGUGUGCAGGAGCUGUGCAGGAGAAUACUCCUGUGAACAAGUUACCCGAUGCAAGUUCGGCACCUUUUGCAUGCCAAAGUGAGGAGGGUACUAUUUGAGUAUGCGUCAUGACACGAAUGACAAAUGUAGAGCGCUGCAUGAAAUUAUCCCUUGAUACUCCUCACGUACCCCGACCUUCCAGAAGCGCGGUGCUGCUAAUGGCGGUAACCA